GCUCGGUACAGGCCGAAACCUUCAAGCUAGCUUUUGUGAUCGGCGUUGAAAGGCAUUUAUUGGCAUAAAUCGAUUCCAUACAAUCCCAGCCUUCGGGGUAGUUUACAGAGGAAUUAAAGUCAACGGCGGUUCUAUAAUAUAACUUUUUUGUGCUUCAAAAUGGAAUCAAAUAUACAUAUAUAUAUAUAUAUAUAUAUACAUAUGUGGUCGGACAUGGAGGUGCAUGGUCAGGUUUUACUGCUGAAAUGGCGGCGCAGGUUGUCAAAUCAAGCUUAUUUCUACAGCCCUUAAAAGGGAUAAAAGGUAACAAGCGGACGACAAUAGCCAUGAAAUUUGGUGAGCAGUGAACAACCUAUUUAUCUACGUCACCAUUUGUUAGCGGUAUUGUUAGCCUCGCAGAGUGUUACUCAAGUAAAAUGUAAAUUUAUAGCUGCAUGAUGGUUAGCUUGUUAGCCUCAAUGAUAGGAGAUUAAGCAGUCCUUUCGGUCUUUAAUAUUACUUGGGUUUGGUUUAAUAACUUGCCAAUCAAAUGUCACUAGUUUAUUGGAAAAUAUAAACAAUUAUCCUAUAAAUCAGGGGUCUCAAACUCAAUUUACUUGGGGUCCACUGGAGCUAGGGUCUGGGCAAGGCUGGGCCGCAUCAGGUUUUCCCAAAAAAAAAAAACCCAAAAAACGCAUUUAUUAAAAACAGAAAAAUAUACAAACUUUUUCAGUGCUUUGGUUCCGAUUUCCGACAAAAAUAAGAUGAAAAAUAAAUAAACAAAUCAAGAAUAAAGAAAAUCAAUCAAUCAGUAACAAAUAAAUAUAAUAAUAAUAAAACGGCAAAUAAUAAAAACUUAAGAAACCACAUAUAGUUGGUGGGUAGACAAAUUAUUUUUUUCAGAUUAAAAUGAACAAAGCAUUAUUAGAGCCCUGUAGACAUGACAAAACACAACUAUAGUCACAUUUAUACUUUUUUUUAUUUACAACAUAUUGCGCAACUGCAGGGUCUUGAGACACAUGCUAACUCGCAAACUAGAGAGCUAGCGACCUAAACGGUAGCCUCCAAGUUAUUUCCUUUAAACUUAAAUAGCCAAAAACUUACCACUUCCACACGGAUAGGGAGGAUAACUAUUAACAGUUAUUUAACCUUUAACAUGAACAUUAAUCAAACGUAAUAAUUUUUUCUGGGUACAUGAUACCAUACAGCAUCCAUAUCAAACUUGCACGGGCUGCACUAAGAUUAACUUUCAAAUCAAGGUGGGGGCCUCAAACUAGUGUCCUGCGGGCCACGUGUUUGAGACCCCUGCUCUAAAUUGACUCAGAGCUUUGCUGAUGUGGCUCCCCCAAGUGGCUGGGGCCAUAAACACCCACAUACUAGAGUGUUGAUGCCCGGAGAUACAAUCUUACACUUGAUGUCAUCCCUGUUACUUUGCGUGCCGUGGAAGCGAUGCCAAGGAGAGAGGGAGUGUGUAUGGAGGGGGCGGAGUAUGUGCGUGUCGUCACUGUGACUCAGACAUGUGCCGCCUGCCUGAGAUCCUGCUUCCACCUUACAAACCCACAAGAGAAGAAGAAGAAGAAGAGCAUCAGGAUGUCUCUGAGCUCAACACUUCCCUUCCUUCUCCCUUUGCUCCUGAGCUGCAGCGUCAGGGCCGUACCCGCCCUGUUCCAGCUGGCCCCUGACACCCCGGCACCGGCGGAGCCCACACCGACCCAGGCCGCACCCGGGCCGGACCCCUGCCAGGGACGACCCUGCCUCAAUGACGGGCUGUGCCAAGCCCUUCCCUCACCGGGCGGACCAGAGGACACUUGGGAGUACGCCUGCACGUGCGGUCAGGGCUUCACUGGACGCAACUGUGAGUUUUUCACAGACCCAUGUUUCAGCAGUCCCUGUCUCCAUGGCAACUGCAGCCUUCACAACGGCGAGGAGGCGGGCGAGCCGACGUACACCUGCGAAUGCAGCGAAGGCUAUGAGGGCCAGAGGUGCGAUCAGAUGAUAUUGGACUUGGCCGAAUGGGAACCUGUGACGCCGUCUGCUCCUGAACUGGCCACCCCUGUCACUUCCACAACUUCAGUCGCCACUCAGCCACCGCAGCCAACCACCGUGUCCGCUAGCACAACACCGCCGCCUCCUACCCUGCAGCCAUGGCAACCUAAACCCGGGCAGCGGCUUGUGAUGGUGCCAUGGGAGGCAGAUAGGGUGACUGAGGGUCUGCACUGUGUGAGUCCCGAGCUGUGUGAGCUGACAGCAAGUCUGACUUUAUCUCUGGAGGUGCCAGAGGAAACAGCUGUAAAGUUGUUGGUGAAUGCCACCAGAGCUCCUGUGCUUUGGCGUGUAAACGAAGAAGGUUUCCUGCUUUCCUCCUUUUUAAAUGGCUCCAAAAUGUGGUUCCUGCAGGCCUCCAAUGGUCUGGUGGUGCCUGACCAUGCGUUGCCUUUGGGACAAAACUACUUCAUCAGUGUGAUGCAGGUGGGUACCCCCGUGGCUCCAGAGGUCACCCUGCGUCUCAACCUGACGGUGAAGGCUAGCAGCUGCGUGGAACCAGGCAGCAGCUUUAGUGACCCUCAGUGCUCGGGCAAAGGCAAAUGUGUCACACAGCUCUCGGAGAGCACCUUCUUUUGUGAGUGUGAUGAUGGCUACACCGGAAUCUUCUGCGAGGAAUUUGAUGCUUGCCAUCACCGUCCUUGUCGUAAAAAUGGCACCUGUACUGAUGUUAGGCAGGGCGGGGAAGGACGCAACUUCACGUGUACCUGUCAACCAGGUUACGAGGGGGACCGCUGCCAGUUGCUGGUGAACCACUGCCUCUCACAGCCUUGUGAGAAUGGAGCUACCUGCUCCAGCAGCCUGGCUGGCCCAAUGUGCUACUGUCCUGAAGGAUAUCAAGGGGCAACAUGCGAACAGAAGGUGGACCCCUGUGCAUCUCGGCCUUGCCACAACAACGCAACCUGCCACCCCCAGGGUCCCAGCCCCCUGGGGUUUGCCUGCAGCUGCACAUCUGGUUUCACCGGCCCCACGUGCGCCCAGCUGCUUGACUUCUGUGCUUUGAACCCAUGUGCCCACGGAGUGUGUCGCAGCGUGGGGAACAGCUACAGGUGUCUUUGUGUCCCAGGCUACCAUGGUUUAUACUGUGAAGAAGAGUACAAUGAGUGUCUGUCUGCGCCCUGCCAAAAUUAUGCCACCUGCCGGGACCUCAUCAAUGCUUACGAGUGUGUCUGCACGCCACAGUUUGAAGGUAAACACUGUGAAAUUUACAAGGACCCAUGUCUGAAAAUGAACUGCCUCAAUGGAGGCCACUGUGAGAGUGCAGAAGUCAAUGCUUCCUGUGCCUGCCCACCUGGAUACAUGGGGGAGCGAUGUGAGGUCGACAUCAACGAGUGCGAGAGCAACCCUUGUCACCAUGGAGGCACUUGUAUUGACCAAUCACAUGGUUUCACCUGUCACUGUCUACCUGGGUGGGUGGGGCCUAACUGUGAAAUCCACCUGCAAUGGAAGACGCAGCACUCGGAGGAAACUCUGACUAACAUGCCCCGACAUUCACUGUACAUCAUCAUCGGAGCGUUGUGUGUGGCCUUCGUCCUCAUGCUCAUCAUCCUCAUCGUGGGCAUCUGUCGCAUCAGCCGCAUCGAAUACCAGGGUUCGUCACGUCACGCUUACCAGGAGUUCUACAACUGCCGCAGCAUCGACAGCGAGUUCAGCAACGCCAUCGCCUCCAUCCGCCAUGCCAGAUUCGGUAAGAAGUCCCGACCUGCCAUGUAUGACGCCACUCCCAUCAACUAUGAAGACUACAGUCCAGAUGACAAACCUUUGGUUACGCUGAUUAAAACAAAGGAUUUGUAAACAUGUUGCACCCAUGCACAUACAUACAGGCUUAUUAUAUAGGAAACUCAGUCUGAAUGUAAAAAUGAGAAAAAAAAACAAAAAACAAAUCCAGUAUGUACUCUGUACUUCAAAGAAACAAAAUAUGUAAUUUGAUACAUCUAUUUUCCUGUUAAUGUUCACCUUUAAGGCUUUACUGUAUGUAGCAUAAGAGCGGCAUUGACCCACGUUACUGAUGCUGCACGAUAGAAUGACGAUUAAGUCUGCACCCAACUGUCUUGUCAUCAGUCAGGGCCUGCAACUCAGGGGCCCCGAUUUGUGAAAAAAAAAACACAAAGUAGUCCGACAAAGCUGACAGCAAGUUGGCACAGUUGUUGUAGAAAUAGGUGUCACUGCGUGCGCUGUAUAUUUUUCUAUUUCAACUAAAUCCUGCAGUAGGUUGCCUUACUUCAUGCAUGGUUAGAUUUGAUGUUCUUUAUGUAAUAUUUGGAGACUCUUUAAUUCUUUGCUAUAUUUUUCUGCAGAUGUAUUACUUUGUCCAGAUUGUGCCAAAUAUUCUGUUGUGGUAAGUAGAAUACAUGUUUAAGAAUAUUAGUCACACGGAAUCUGAAGAUUUACAGUGGUAUGAAAAAGUUAGGGCACCCUUGGUAAUUUUUUUAAGAGGCGGGGUACACUCUGGACUGGUGGCCAGCCAAUCACAGGGCACAUAUAGACAAACAACCAUUCACACUCACAUUCAUACCUAUGGACAAUUUGGAGUCGCUAAUUAACCUAGCACGUUUUUGGAAUGUGUGAGGAAACCAGAGUACCCGGAGAAAACUUACACAUUCACGGGGAGAACAUGCAAACUCCACACAGAGAACGGCCGAGGGUGGAAUUGAACCCUGGUCUCCUUGCUGUGAGGCCUGCGCGCUAACCACUCGUCUGCCGUGCAGCCCAAAUCUGUUUUAUUUUUUCCUAAAUUCCGUUUUUUCUGUUUAAAUGAUUUUUAUUUAUUUUUAGAUUAGGAUGCUGAGGUUCUCGUUGAGAGUGACCAGGAUGGAUAGGAUCAGGAAGGAGUACAUCGGAGGGACAUUACAUGUUAGAGGCCUUGGAGAUAAAGUCAGAGAGGCCAGACUGAGAUGGUUUGGACAUGUCCAGAAUUCAUGUCCACAUUCAUACCUAUGGACAAUUUGGAGUCGCUAAUUAACCUAGCAUGUUUUUGGGAUGUGGGAGGAAACCGGAGUACCAAGAGAAAACCCACAGAGAACAUGCAAACUCCACACAGAGAUGCCCGAGGGUGGAAUCGAACUCGGGUCUCCUAGCUGUGAGGCCUGCGCGAUAACCACUCGAACCAAUACUAAUUAUUGGAACACAACAUUUGUUUGGUAAGCUCACUGACCCUUGACCUACCCUUGAGCUAGUGACCUCAACGGUAGCCUUCAAGUUAUUUCCUUUAAACUUAAAUAGCCAAAAACUUACCACUUCCACACGGAUAGGGAGGAUAACUAUUAACAGUUAUUUAACCUUUAACAUGAACAUUAAUCAAACGUAAUAAUUUUUUCUGGGUACAUGAUACCAUACAGCAUCCAUAUCAAACUUGCGCGGGCCGCACUAACAUUAAACUUUCAUAUCAAGGCGGGGUCUCAAACUAGUGUCCUGCGGGCCACAUGAUUUAUAAAGUGAUUUAUGAAGGAAAAUCUUGACAAUUAUAGGGGUGCCCUAACUUUUUCAUACCACUGUAUUUUUCCCUUUCGGUAAGUACUUAUCGUCUUUGUUCUUUACAUGCAAGUUUCUCAUCGGUGUAUGAAUCGUAAAAGAAUGUGCAUUUGCAAGAGUACUACGAGCCUACCAUGACACUUUCUUGUACUUUCGUGAACUUUAGGGUAGACGUUUGGUAUGAUUGUAAUACCCAGUUUUAUUCCGUGUACUUGUUUCGGUCAUACAACACUAACUCACUUCAAAGUAUCGUUACAGAAUAGUUCCUGUAUUGGAAUGACCUGUAGAUGGAGAAUAAUAACUUAUUAUCAUCUAUGUUAAAUAAUGUAAGGAUUAAAGUCAAACAUAUCGGUCCAACCUGGUGUCUUGUUUCGAAAUACGAAACAGACACGUUGAAUGUUAAAUAAAUGGCAAUCA
This is a messenger RNA of Doryrhamphus excisus (bluestripe pipefish), 5910 nucleotides long. NCBI's taxonomy places the organism in Eukaryota, Metazoa, Chordata, Actinopteri, Syngnathiformes, Syngnathidae. The record is from RefSeq and is a predicted model, not a curated record.